Messenger RNA from Haemorhous mexicanus (house finch), 474 nucleotides. It is a transcript of the gene PTH, whose product is annotated as parathyroid hormone. Gene Ontology annotation, molecular function: hormone activity; parathyroid hormone receptor binding. NCBI's taxonomy places the organism in Eukaryota, Metazoa, Chordata, Aves, Passeriformes, Fringillidae. Bases 127 to 474 code for a protein of 115 amino acids. Gene Ontology annotation, cellular component: extracellular region. Gene Ontology annotation, biological process: cell-cell signaling; intracellular calcium ion homeostasis. The record is from RefSeq and is a predicted model, not a curated record. The transcript has 2 exons.
CCCGUUUCACAAAACAAAGUCUGAUGUCUUUCAACUUUUUUUUCCUAAUUUAAAUUUGUUUGGAACAAACAGAAAUAACUUGAAUUACAGACUUUACGUGUAUUCAUUUCUACCUUUGUAGACAAAAUGACUUCUAUAAGAAACCUGGCCCAGGCUGCAAUCAUUUUAUGUGCCAUAUGUUUUUUUACAAUCUCUGAUGGAAGACCAAUGGUGAGAAGGUCCGUGAGCGAGAUGCAGUUGAUGCAUAACCUGGGCGAGCACCGGCACACGGUGGAGAGGCAGGACUGGCUGCAGAUGAAGCUGCAGGAUGUGCACAGUGCCCUGGAGGACGCUCGCACCCAGAGGCCUCGCAGCAAGGACGACGUUGUGCUGGGCCGGAGGCUGCUCCCAGAGCACCUGCGGGCAGCAGGGCAGAAGAAAUCCAUGGAUCUGGACAAGGCUUACAUGGAUGUCCUCUUCAAAACAAAGCCGUAG